Messenger RNA from Gambusia affinis (western mosquitofish), 6453 nucleotides. Its product is annotated as phosphatidylinositol 4,5-bisphosphate 3-kinase catalytic subunit alpha isoform. Gene Ontology annotation, biological process: phosphatidylinositol-mediated signaling; cell migration; phosphatidylinositol-3-phosphate biosynthetic process. The record is from RefSeq and is a predicted model, not a curated record. Gene Ontology annotation, molecular function: 1-phosphatidylinositol-4-phosphate 3-kinase activity; 1-phosphatidylinositol-3-kinase activity. Gene Ontology annotation, cellular component: cytoplasm; phosphatidylinositol 3-kinase complex, class IA; plasma membrane. Bases 443 to 3649 code for a protein of 1068 amino acids. The transcript is spliced from 21 exons. NCBI's taxonomy places the organism in Eukaryota, Metazoa, Chordata, Actinopteri, Cyprinodontiformes, Poeciliidae.
CCACCGAACGGGUAGACUCUUUUAGCACAGUUGAGCCAAACGAUCCGGAUCUCAAAAAAAGGAGCCGAAAUUCCCAUCAGUCCAGGCUAGCUGUGUGAAGAUAGCGCGCUAUGAAACAGAACAGUUUGUUUUCAGGACAGCACAAUGACGAACAAUAUGAAGUAUGAUAAAUUAAUAUCGCUCCAACAUGCUGCUAACGUCACCGGCAGCUAGGACCGGGGCUUUCUGCUCCACGGUUAUCGUCUACAUGGACAGAGGAUAACAUUAACGUCGCUGCGUGAGACUUCCCGAGUGGGCACGGAUGGGAUUAACUGGGCUAGCCGCAGCUAAUGACGGUGCUGGCUGACUAGCUUCGCUGCUAACCGGUUUGAGUUUGCAGUCUAACUCAGUCAGCUGAUAGCUCUCAUCUGGAAAUCGCCGGGCAGGAUUCGCCGGAACCGCCAUGCCUCCCCGGCCCUCUUCCGGAGAACUAUGGGGGAUGCACUUGAUGCCCCCCAGCAUCCUAGUGGACUGCCUGCUGCCAAACGGCAUGAUCCUCACGUUGGAGUGCCUCCGGGAGGCUACGCUCAUUACAGUGAAGCACGAGCUCUUCAAGGAAGCCAGGAAGUACCCCCUCUACCAUCUGCUGCAGGAGGAGAGCUCCUACAUCUUCGUCAGCGUCACGCAGGAGGCCGAGCGCGAGGAGUUUUACGACGAGACCAGGAGGCUGUGCGAUCUCCGGCUCUUCCAGGCUUUCCUCAAAGUUAUCGAGCCAGUGGGCAACAGAGAGGAGAAAAUCCUCAACAGAGAAAUAGGCUUCGCCAUCGGAAUGCCCAUAUGCGAGUUUGAUUUGGUGAAGGACUCCGAAGUACAGGACUUCAGAAGGAACAUUUUAAACGUUUGCAAAGAAGCCGUGGACCUCAGAGACAGCAACGGCUGCCACAGCAGAGCGUUGUACGUCUACCCGCCUAACGUGGAAUCGUCCGCAGAGCUUCCCAGGCACAUCUACAAUAAACUAGAUAAAGGCCAGAUUAUCGUGGUGAUCUGGGUCAUCGUUUCUCCCAGCAACGACAAGCAGAAGUACACCCUGAAGAUCAACCACGACUGCGUGCCCGAGCAGGUGAUCGCCGAAGCCAUCCGGAAGAAGACGCGCAGCAUGCUGCUCACUCAGGAGCAGCUGAAGAUGUGCGUCCAGGAGUACCAGGGGAAGUACAUCCUCAAAGUCUGCGGCUGCGACGAGUACUUGCUGGAGAAAUACCCCCUGAGUCAGUACAAGUACAUCCGCAGCUGCAUCAUGCUGGGAAGGAUGCCCAAUCUGAUGCUGAUGUCCAAGGAGAGCCUGUAUUCCCAGCUGCCCAUGGAGAACUUCACCAUGCCGUCGUACGCCAGGCGGAUCUCCACGGCGACGCCCUACAUGAACGGCGAGACGGCCACCAAGUGUCUCUGGACAAUCAACGGGACGCUGAGGAUCAGGAUCCUCUGCGCCACAUACGUCAAUGUAAACAUCAGAGACAUAGACAAGAUUUACGUCAGGACUGGGAUCUACCAUGGUGGGGAGCAGCUGUGUGACAAUGUCAACACUCAGCGCGUUCCCUGCUCUAAUCCCAGGUGGAACGAGUGGCUGACCUACGACAUGUACGUCACAGAAAUUCCCAGAGCCGCUCGACUCUGCCUCUCCAUCUGCUCCGUCAAAGGAAGGAAGGGAGCUAAAGAGGAGCAUUGUCCCCUGGCCUGGGGCAACAUCAACCUGUUUGACUACACACACACGCUGGUAGCAGGGAAGAUGGCUCUCAACCUGUGGCCUGUCCCACACGGCCUGGAGGAUCUGCUCAACCCCAUCGGCGUCACAGGCUCCAACCCCAACAAGGAAACCCCUUGCUUGGAGCUGGAGUUCGACCACUUCAGCUGCCCAGUCAAGUUCCCUGACAUGAGCAUGAUCGAGGAUCACGCCAACUGGAACAUUUCCCGGGAGCUCGGCUUUAAUUACUCACACCCCGGCUUGAGCAACAGGCUGGCACGGGACAAACCCCUGACUGAGAGCGAUAAUGAACAGCUGCGCCAAGUGUGUAACCGGGACCCUCUGUCUGAGAUCACUGAGCAGGAGAAGGACUUUCUGUGGAGCCACAGGCAUUACUGCAUCAACAUCCCAGAUAUCCUUCCCAAGAUCCUCCUGGCUGUGAAGUGGAACUCCAGAGACGAGGUCGCGCAGAUGUAUUGCCUUCUCAAAGACUGGCCUGCCAUUAAGCCAGAACAAGCCAUGGAGUUGCUGGACUGCAACUUCCCCGACCCCAUGAUCCGAGAGUUCGCCGUGAAGUGCCUUGAGAAAUACCUAACCGACGACAAACUGUCGCAGUACCUCAUCCAGCUGGUCCAGGUUCUGAAGUAUGAGCAGUACCUGGACAACCCUCUCGCCCGCUUCCUGCUGAAGAAGGCUCUGACCAAUCAGAGGAUAGGACACUUCUUCUUCUGGCAUUUAAAAUCAGAGAUGCACAACAAGACGGUCAGCCAGCGCUUCGGCCUCCUGCUGGAGUCGUACUGCCGGGCGUGCGGCAUGUAUCUGAAGCACCUGAGCCGGCAGGUGGAGGCCAUGGAGAAGCUCAUCAAUCUCACCGACCUGCUCAAGCAGGAGAAAAAAGACGAGGCGCAGAAGGUCCAAAUGAAGUUUCUGGUCGAGCAGAUGAAGAGGCCUGACUACAUGGAUGCACUACAAAGCUUUACCUCUCCGCUCAACCCGGCACAUCAGCUGGGGAACCUCCGCCUGGAGGAAUGUCGGAUGAUGUCAUCGGCAAAGCGACCUCUCUGGCUGAACUGGGAAAACCCGGACAUGAUGUCCGAACUUCUCUUCCAGAACAACGAAAUCAUCUUCAAAAAUGGAGACGAUCUGAGGCAGGACAUGCUGACGCUGCAGAUCAUUAGGAUAAUGGAGAACAUCUGGCAGAACCAGGGCCUUGAUCUCAGGAUGCUGCCGUACGGCUGCCUGUCUAUCGGCGACUGCGUGGGGUUGAUCGAAGUGGUGAGGAACUCUCACACCAUCAUGCAGAUCCAGUGCAAAGGAGGCCUGAAGGGGGCGCUGCAGUUCAACAGCCACGCUCUGCACCAGUGGCUCAAGGAUAAGAACAAGGGGGAAAUGUACGACCAGGCCAUCGACCUCUUCACCCGGUCGUGCGCCGGCUACUGCGUGGCCACCUUCAUCCUCGGCAUCGGAGACAGACACAACAGCAACAUCAUGGUGAAAGACGACGGGCAGCUGUUCCACAUCGACUUCGGCCAUUUCCUCGACCACAAAAAGAAGAAGUUUGGGUACAAGAGGGAGCGGGUCCCGUUUGUUCUCACGCAGGACUUCUUGAUCGUCAUCAGCAAAGGGACGCAAGAGUGUACAAAAACCAGAGAGUUCGAAAGGUUCCAGGAGAUGUGCUACAAGGCGUACCUGGCCAUCCGGCAGCACGCCAACCUCUUCAUCAACCUGUUCUCCAUGAUGCUGGGCUCGGGCAUGCCAGAGCUGCAGUCGUUCGACGACAUCGCCUACAUCAGGAAGACCCUGGCCCUGGACAAGUCCGAGCAGGAGGCGCUCGACUACUUCAUGAAGCAGAUGAACGACGCCCAUCACGGCGGCUGGACCACCAAGAUGGACUGGAUCUUCCACACCAUCCGCCAGCACGCCAUGAACUGAGAGGACUCCGUUUCCUUCCCAAAGCCACGUGAAGGUCUGGUUAUUGCCGCCGAGCUAAACAAAAACAAAGAGGCUUAAAAAAAAAAAAAGCCUUCAUUGAAGACAAAACGCCUAAAAGCGUCUAUGAAUCCAAGUUAAGAUAUUUUUUCCACUUAAUAAUGGGGAAAAUAAUGGUGGAAACGGUGGGAAAACAACUUCCUGCUACUUUGAGAAACAACGGUGACGUUUCUCAUACGAACAGAAUGAGCAGAGAGGACCUGAACGGUGCCGAUCUUUCUAUAUAUAUAUAUAUAUAUAUAUAUAGCUCAACAUACAGACACAAAAGAAUAUUUCCUUACUUUUUAUUCCUUCCCGUACAUCUCCAACCAUCAGCCGGAGCUUUCCCUGUGGGCGACCUGACUGAACCGUUUUCUACUACCUUGUUUUGAUGGACAGAAGGACAAGAACCCCUCUUGGUUUACGACGGGGAGGAACCGACAACACUCAACGAUCUGUGGUCUGAAAGAUUUCACGUUUUCUGCAGCACACUACCAGACUGAACCCGGAACUCGACGGCGAGCGCGCCGCGUAACUGAGUUUUCUACAGCACUAUAUCUUUGCUUAUAUGCAUUUGGUGCACAUAUUUCUAUAUAACAGAAUUUUCUACUGAGCCAAAGUACCAUAUAUAUAUACAUAUAUAUGUAUGUAUAUAUAUAUAUAUGUGUGUGUGUGUGUGUGUGUGUGUUCAAAACCCCACUACAGAGCAGUCUUAUUUUAAUCAGCCUAAAAAAAAACAGUCACUACUCUUCCAUGUUUUGUGUGUACACAUAGCACUGAUCUCUGCAGUAUUUGUUUUGUCUGUCAGUAUUACCGUCGCACCCACCCAGCAGAGCUAGAGGAAACCCCCCCCCACAUCACCUAGCUCCAAUAAGUCUUUUUUUUUUUUUUUUUUGUCCAGUAUUGAAACAUAGGAGGAAGAAAAAGAAAAAAGUGCGUGUAAUGUUCCUUUAGCUUGAUGUUCUGUUCCACUAUGCAAGUUGUGGCUCUAACCUGUACCGUACACUAGAAAAGGAAUGAAAGCUCCCUAAGGAUACUCAGAACCGUGACGGUGAAGGACGGACAGACGGCUCGCCUCUGGGGAGGGAGAGCAGAAGAAGCAAAACCGUUUCCCCGGAACACUAAAGUCUCCUCCCACUUCCUCCCAGCAGAACGAACUGUGUGGAGGAUACACUUUGGAACCCCGCCCCCUUUUUUGUUUCUCUCCUCCUCGUCGCCGAAGCCACGUGCGUUAUUGUGCCUCAUUCUGUUUCUUCGUCUUCCGAUUUAGAGAGAGAAAAGGUGACAUUCUCUGUCGCUUUCAAGUAGGCGUGGGUGGAGUUAGGCACCGCUCCUAAAAACAAGUCACAGAAAUGUUCAAAUGUUAAAGCUGCAACAUGUUUUAAAAAACAUGUCACUGUGUCGCAACAGUGUAAUAUGAGACAGAAAAUCUGAAAACGUGAAACUCCUCUGUCUUCUCCAGGUGGUCCUACUGCAGGAAUGCAAACGACCAAUCAGAGCCAGGAGGAGGGCCUUGGCGCCGUCAGUCACCUACGUGUAGGCUAGCUGUGCUAAUGGUGGAGAAACAGCUUCCCGCUACAGAAACCUAUUCACCGUCACCGGUGGCCAUGCUAACUAGCUGUAGCGUAGCAGAGAGCAAGGGGGAAGAGUGUGAGCAGCGCGUACAUGAUCGUGAUUGACAUCGCUAAGAUCCUCCUCCUGACUUUGGUUGGUUGUUUCUGACCAAGUUAUUUCUGCAGAUGACACUAUGACCACAGUUUUUUUCACAUUAUUUUCUGUCAUACUGUCAGGACAUAAAGACAUUUUUAACCAAGAAUCUUUAAUAAAAGUCCUAGUUUUAAAGUCCUUUGAAUGACUUAAAAGGUUCUUUUAAAAGAUUUUGAUAAGGACCAUAAUUACUUUGCUCUAGCCAAUAAUUACCGUGGCGACCUGAUACCAGCCCAUGUCUUACUUGCAAACCUUUCGUUUCCUUUCCCCCGGUGAAUCAGUCGGUCUCCACGCUCUUAGGAAGCUCCUCGUCUCCAACACGACGUCCUCUUGGCCUUUUCUGCUGCUCAGGAAGCCAAAGCCCAUCGUGGCGAAGCGCGAUCCCGACGCCCCUCUCCCUCUAAACGACCAUCUCCUGCCGUCUCUACGUUGUCACGCAAGAACUCCCCAGACAUAAACUCCUCCCCCCGUUUUCUCGUCUGACGUCGUUUACUUGAAUUUCAUGUACAGAAACGAUCUCGUUACUCGUGUGAGGUACAGUCCCAAUGAAGGUAACAAGACGCUAUUACAUGUGCAAAUGCUUUCCUUGAAUAACUACAGAGGUAAUAUAUAUUUUUGUAUUUUUGAAAUGUACACAAACUCAUGUAUGUAACCGCUAAAAGAAAAGAAACAAAGAACAAACAAACAAAAAAAACAAAAAAAAAGAGGCAGCAGUGCGUUACCUUUUCCAGUCUCCUACCAAGUCCAGCUGCCUUCCUCCAUUAGUGGUGAGGACGGAGUGACUGACGGACAAGUUCUCAUGUACCAUCGUCUUCUCCCGCCCCUCAAGUGGAACUCUGUAAGCACAAAACGUUGUAUUUUUUUUUUUUUUUUGAAGAACCAUACUUUGCAUGUUUUAAAGCAGACCAGUUUUUGGGUUUCUUCUAUACUCACUCGUCUAGAACCCGUAGAACUUCUUCGGAUCACUUGUUUUAUGCGUCCUCAUAUGACCAUGUCUGUUAAGAAACUAUACAUUCAUUUAUUGUGCUGUUGAAUAAUAAUAAAUAAAAAAAAAAACAUUA